AUGGAAUCCGUUAAAAUAUUGUCCGAAGUUAAAAAUUUUAAUUUUUUAAAUGAUCCAGGGACAUCGAUAAAUUCCGAAUCUUCCGUUUUUGAUAGUGGUAAACCGAUGACUGCAUUAUUACCAUCAUCACUUCCGGUUAAUGCGAUAACUCCCUUACAACCAGCUACAAUAACGGCCAAUUUUGUUUCUUACGUUGACAAAGAUAUUAAAAAUAACGAAAUUGAAAAAAUAAUAAAAGGUUUGCCGCCGUCUACGAAAGACUCAUUAUCCAAAGUUGACAACAGCGACGAAUCAAAUAUCAAAGUGAACGAUUCCAAAUUAGAACCAAUGAUAAUAUAUAGUUGUAAUCUUGUUGACGAAUCGAGUUCUUCGUCAGAAAAAGAAGAACUUGGACUCAUAACUCCAGAUCCCACGAUGCCAAGUGCCGCAAUACCCGUGCCAGCUGUAUCUCAUGCUCAUGUUUCACCAUGUUCCGAUGAUAUAGAUUUAGGAAGAAGAUCCCUGAUGCACGAAUUAGAACCAAUCAUCGAGCAUAAAGAUGAAGGAACUUUAAGUAUUGAAUCAUCGACUCAAAUAAAAAAUUUGACUUCGCCCUCGUCACCUGAAAAAUCAUCCGACGUUGAAAAAAAUGAUAAUAAAAUAUAA
Messenger RNA from Pediculus humanus corporis (human body louse), 645 nucleotides. RefSeq lists its product as uncharacterized. The transcript has a single exon. The record is from RefSeq and is a predicted model, not a curated record. The coding region runs from base 1 to 645 and encodes 214 amino acids. NCBI's taxonomy places the organism in Eukaryota, Metazoa, Arthropoda, Insecta, Psocodea, Pediculidae.